AUGGAAGAAUACGUGCAGGUUCUUUUCUUGCAAUUAUGGGGCCCUCAGGAUCUGGAAAAAAUCCUCACGGGGAGAGUCAAGGCAUCGACGGGUUCCAUUUAUAUCAACGGUGUUCUAGCGCAGACAGAUGACUUGAAAACCCUCGUUGGAUAUGUCCCGCAGAAAGAUGUUGUCCUUCCUGAAUUAACCGUCCGCGAAAACAUUAUCCAUUCUGCUCGCGUUCGACUUGGAAGAAGGUUAAAUGGCCAGGAGAUCCAAAAGUUUGUUGAUACUUUGAUCCAUUCCUUAGGGCUUUACAAAGUCCGCGAUUGCUACGUAGGCGUAGCCAAUCGAGGUUUAUCUGGUGGUGAGCGCAAACGUGUCAACAUCGCCCUUGAGCUAGCUGCAACACCCCAGGUGCUACUACUCGACGAGCCCACAUCUGGACUUGAUGCACGGGCAGCACUUUCUCUUAUAGAACUUCUCAAGUCCUUGUCUGAACAAGGAAUCACAAUCUGCUGUGUUGUUCAUCAACCAAGAACGGAGAUAUUUUUGGCUCUGGAUUAUUUGCUUCUUCUAAGCGGUGGAAGACAAGUCUACUUCGGCCAAGCAGGAGACGUCAUUCCUUACCUAGAAAGACUUGGGCACAUAUUUUCUGACAAUUUCAACCCUGCUGAUAAGAUUCUAGACGUUAUAACCGGGCUUGAAAAUUCUUCUUGCCAAGAAGAUGAUGUUUUAUUGGAAGAGGAUCAAGGUAGUCAGAAGCUCACAACGCUGCUUUACUCUGUUCGGAGCCAAAGGGCGCCCUGGUAUGUUCAGGUUUACCUAAAGUUUCUACGAGGAACCAAACAACAAAGCAGACAAGUUGCUAGCUUUUCUCUUGAAAUAGCAUCAGGUGCAAUCACUGGUCUCCUUAUCGGGCUAUCAAACUAUGAGUUCAAAGGCCAUUUAUUUCAGGGGCUUUUCAAACAACCCUUUGAAGCACUUUCAAGUGCUGUUUCCUAUCGGCUCCUGACAGAGCAGGGAAUGCUGAAUUGUCUAGCUAUUGGUACAAAAGCGCUGUCAUGA
Penicillium taxi is the source of this 1047-nucleotide messenger RNA. RefSeq names its product ABC transporter. Gene Ontology annotation, molecular function: ATP hydrolysis activity; ABC-type transporter activity; ATP binding. The transcript is spliced from 3 exons. The record is from RefSeq and is a predicted model, not a curated record. NCBI's taxonomy places the organism in Eukaryota, Fungi, Ascomycota, Eurotiomycetes, Eurotiales, Aspergillaceae. The coding region runs from base 1 to 1047 and encodes 348 amino acids.